AUGGAUCACGCAAUCAUCGCAGCGAAAAUGACGUACAUCAAAUACCACUCCGCUAUCGUCCACAACUUCAAUGAUUCAGGUGAGUUCUCCAUCAAAGACCUUCCGCUCAUUGAUGCCCCCAAUACCAAAGGCAAGAAGUUCAAGGAGUUCUUCCACAUCGUAGAGGGGGUUUCUGCUGCAGAUUGCGAUAUCAUCCGCAAUGUCUACAACUCGGACCCGCCCAAGGUUAACGAGCUACCUGACUCAGUGCGUCCUCGUGAUGCCCUUGGAGACUCCUGCGUAUUGCAAAUGGCCCUAUCCCCUGAGCAGGACGGCAAGUACACGGUACUCAAGUUCUUUCACUCCUCCGCUUUCAUUCCUCUGGGACUUGCCAAAGCCUUCUGUGCACAUAAGGUAAGGGUCAUCAACUACCAGGUCGCGAACAACAACGAUCACGUCAAGUGCGCUUUCCUCUACAUGCUUAACCGCAUCCAGGGAGAGCAAUGGUUGACGCAAUCAUUGGUGAACAAGGUGUCUGCCAAAGCCAUGAAGAAGGACGACUCGGGUGAUGGGAAAAACUGGGAGCCCAGUGACAACGAGCUACGUGAGGGUAUCGCCUUUAUCAACCACUACGCGCCUCUGUCCAACACCAAGAACGAACAGUUCUUGUGGUGUCUACUCAAUGUUCGCGACCGCGAGUCUCCCAUCUAUGGCUGGCCCCACCAUGUUGUCAACAAAGCUUGCAUCAAUCGGUCCACGGGCAACUCACAAAGUGAUCCAGAAUAUUUCUUUCCACUUCUACUACAGGACUUGGACCAAAGCUUUUUGGAGAAGGUCGUGCCGCUGGUGAUGCCCACUAUGACUGGGCAUGGGCUUAUCCUUUUGGGCCGUGCAGGUGUUGGAAAAACGCCCACUGCCAUCAUCCUCGCGAUGGCCGUCGCCCGCCACCUCGUGGUAACUCGUGGUCUUGAUGGCCACAUUCCUGGAUUUAGAAGAUCGAAGCAGAUCGACGGAUUCCGGGAAAGGCCUGGCGAGUUGCAUGUACCGGUUCUCCUCGAUGACCCCUUGUUGCACUCCAUGAACAUGGAGGAUAUCAAAUCCUUUCUCGAUGUGGCCGAGAACACCCUGGUGGAUGCCCGGUAUAGGGCCGCCAAGUUUGUCCGCAACCAAGUCCGCAUUCUCCUCAACAAUGAAUGGGGGGCGGAGAAGGAGCCACGAAUGACCAUGGGCGACAAGAUUGAUUGGCAGGCCUUCCAUGAUAUGUUCAGUCCUACAGUCAAUAAUGCUUCGCUUCCCCACCUCAUGGCCAUUCUGAAGCGGGCUUCGGUGGUCAUUGCCGGUGAAUUGGCCAUUUAUGUUCGCUUGGCAAGCGAGCAGCCGGACCAGGUCAUACACCGGUUCGGUUCCUGUUCCAUGCUGAAGGAUUGGUUGAAGCGCAACAACAAGAAGUUCUACAACUUCUACAAGGAAGGCCAGCAUGUGAAAUUCCCCGGCUAUGAGGAAGCUCUUGAAGCUGAGGCCAAUUUGGUGAGCGAGUUACUUGCUUCUCCUUCCGAGAAGGAGUAUUUGGCCAGGGGGCGGUCCCACGAUCAGUGGGCUGAGGCUUAUGGCGGGCCACUGACCACGCCAAGAGGCAACAUGUCGACGGCGGCUACCACCAAUAGUCCAGCGAUUACAUCACCCCCUGCCAAGCAACAGAGGGUCGAGCACGACGAGGAUGCGGACGAAGAGGCCGUGAACCAUUUUGACCACGCAGAUCCUCUGACAAGGACCGUUAACGGAUGCCCGUUGGAAAACCAGAGUCACGAGAUCAAUGCCAUCCUCUACGGCAUGAGCGGAAUGGAACGCAUUAUCGUGAAGAGCUUCCGCUGUUCCAGCUUCGGGUGCAGGAAAACGUACGGGCCAAAUUUUGUUUGGGAUCUCUCUCACAAGUACAACACUGCCACCCCCAAGGACAUUGAAGAGAUCGGGGCUUACUUUGUGGGGACGAAGAUUGGCUUUACGGCGGACUACUUGAAGUACCAUAGCUUCUUGGAGUUCCGCGCCUCUGUGUCUGCUAUGGCAAUUAAGCACACAUACCAGCACACUUUCAACACCGCUCAUGGAGAGCAGUCAAACUGGUUUGCAAAGAUGCACGCCUCCGCCAUUAUGUCGUGGAUAGCCGUCCAGGAACUAUAUCCACUACAGCUACAUCUCAGCAUCAAGAUCGGCGACGAGGUCACGCCUCAUGCUCUCCAAGCAUACCAUGAACACCUCCAUCUCAAGGUCUUUCCACCGAAGCACAAGAAUACAGUCAAAGAGCUUGUCGCCGAUGGGCAUCAGAAAGUCCACAUCAAAUGCGCAAAUUCGCGCAAGCAUGCAGGCAAACCUCCCAGCCAUGGUCGCAUAAAGCCGUUUGGCCAUGGUUGGUUCAUGUUGGUCCAUCCUCGUGAUCUUCGCAUUCUGGCUGUCAGAUCCAUGUCUGUUCCGGAGAACAAUGAGAUCCUCUAUAAGUCGCUCCUCGAAAUCUUGCCUUUGUACAAGCACCUGGAUGGCCUAAUCAUGGACCGUGCUUGUGGCUUCUUGCCCACAGCCAAGGCUGACAAGAACCUGAAACAAAUCAAAUACUGGAGCAUCGACGGCUUCCACGCCAAGGGCCACACCAAAGGAUGUCCUUGCAACCCCAUCUACAAGAAGAGGUUGGCCAAAAGGUUCAAGGGGGUAAACUCCUCGGCGUGUGAACAAGUCUUUUCGUGGUUUAGAGGGUACGCACGACUUCUCAACGAGAGUUCCCCUCUGCGCCAUAGUUUCAAGGUGUUGUACUUUGUGAAGUUGCAUAAUUGUGCAGUGGAGCAGAAGCAGUCCAUGUACCUGAAUCGCUAUGUUCGCUCCGGUAAGAAAGCCAAGCGACCGUACUCAUGUGGCAAGAAGACAGUCGCUAAAAAGCGACCUGCAGCAGCCAUGAGCUAA
Molecule: messenger RNA, 2928 nt
Organism: Symbiodinium sp. CCMP2592
Lineage: Eukaryota; Dinophyceae; Suessiales; Symbiodiniaceae
Source: the annotation of a GenBank genome assembly